AUGCACGCUUCCCAGCAGAAAACUAGCGCAAAGAUUCAUGGAUCUGCAAUGCGACAAGACGAAGCAUGGCCAAGGGAGCUUUCGAAAUCGGAGCAGGAGAGGAGAGCUCACGAUGCUUGGCCAGCUUGGGAUUCAGAAGAAUUAGCCGAGAAGAAAAAGUCGGAGAUGGAGAAAAUGGCUCACGAUGCUUGGCCGGCUUGGAAUUCAGAGGAGAUUUCAUAUCAAAUUGAGGAAUUUGAAGCCAAGGAGAAGUUGGAGAUGGCGAAUAGAGUAGACGACGCUUGGCCAAGAGAGGAGCUUUUAUAUGAAGCCUGGCCAGCUUGGGAUUCUGAAGAAAUGAAAGCCAAGGAGAAGUUGGAGAUGGCGAGACGAGCUGACGACGCCUGGCCAGCUCCUGAUACCUUUGAGUUUGUGGAUUCUGAAGAAGAGCCUUCAGAAUCCAAGAAGAAGUUGGAGAUGGCCCACGAUGCAUGGGAGUUCGAGGAGCUUUCAGAUGCCACCCAAGAUUCUGAGAAGGAAGAGGAAAAGCCCCAAGACCCAAUCAUUGCCACGCUCCAAGCCAACCUAGACCGUGUCACCAGCAAUUUCGAAGAAUUUUCCAUUUCCACCGCCAAGAGAUUCGAGGAAAUCGAGAACCAGCUUCACCAGAAGGACCAUCAGAAGCUCCAGAAGCAGUGCUCCGACCUGUUCCGUGAUGGAAAAGCGGCUUGGCAGCUGGCAAAGCGAGAGAUGGAGAAGAAUAAGGCACUGGAGGCAAAACUUCAUAAAAAGCAGAAGAAUUUCAAGGUACUCCAACAACAAUACAUCGCGUCUGGAGAUAUUGUGAAGAGAGCGUUGAAAUCGAGGGAUGAGGAAAUCGAGGACCUCCAGCAACGUCUUCAAGAAUCAGAAGAGUUGACAAGACUUCUGAUAGAGGAGAGCGCGGAGGAUGACCAGAUUCUGAAGGAGCAGUUGACAGUGAGAGCCGAUGAGACUGCGAGAUAUGAGAGGAUGAUUCAGGAGAGACAAAGGAAGAUUUGGGAGCUGAAUGGUCAGUUGAAGAGGGCUACUGAGGAUCUGGAUCGGAAGGAACGUGAGGAGAAGAGAAAGGAGAAAAGAAUCAGGGAGUUGGAGCAGAUUGUUGGGGAGAUGGAGGCAAAGAUUUCGAGUUAUAAUUUGUGA
Molecule: messenger RNA, 1161 nt
Organism: Caenorhabditis remanei
Lineage: Eukaryota; Metazoa; Nematoda; Chromadorea; Rhabditida; Rhabditidae
Exons: 2
Coding region: 1-1161 (386 amino acids)
Source: RefSeq, a predicted model, not a curated record